Molecule: messenger RNA, 5295 nt
Organism: Odocoileus virginianus texanus
Lineage: Eukaryota; Metazoa; Chordata; Mammalia; Artiodactyla; Cervidae
Source: RefSeq, a predicted model, not a curated record
UCAUCAUGAGCUUCCACUUUGCUCUGGCAUGGACACUCCUAGUUGGACCAUGGAUGCCCAUGGGAUCUCAGAACUCCAUUUCAUGGGAGGUGCAGCGAUUUGAUGGGUGGUACAACAACCUCAUGGAGCACAGAUGGGGCAGCAAAGGCUCUCGGCUGCAGCGACUGGUCCCAGCCAGCUAUGCAGAUGGCGUGUACCAGCCCCUGGGAGAGCCUCACCUGCCCAACCCCCGGGCCCUGAGCAACACCGCCAUGAGGGGCCCCGCAGGGCUGGCCUCGCUGCGAAACCGCACAGUGCUGGGAGUCUUCUUCGGCUACCACGUGCUGUCGGACCUGGUGAGCGUGGAAAAGUCUGGCUGCCCAGCCGAGUUCCUCAACAUCCACAUCCCGCCCGGAGACCCGGUGUUCGACCGCGACCGGAGCGGGGACGUGGUCCUGCCCUUCCAGAGGAGUCGCUGGGACCCCGAGACCGGACAGAGCCCCAGCAACCCCCGGGACCUGACCAACGAGGCGACCGGCUGGCUGGACGGCAGCGCCAUCUACGGCUCCUCGCACUCCUGGAGCGACGAGCUGCGGAGCUUCUCCGGGGGGCAGCUGGCGUCGGGGCCCGACCCCGCCUUCCCGCGGGCCGCGCAGGCCCCGCUGCUCAUGUGGACACCGCCGGAUCCCACCACGGGCCGCCGCGGGCCGCGGGGGCUGUACGCCUUCGGGGCCGAGCGAGGGAACCGCGAGCCCUUCCUGCAGGCGCUGGGUCUGCUCUGGUUCCGCUAUCACAACCUGUGGGCGCAGAGGCUGGCCCGCCGGCAUCCGCUCUGGGGGGACGAGGAGCUGUUUCAGCUAAGUUGGGUGAUUUAAGGGCUCAAUCUUACCAAUCCUAUCUCCUCUCCACUCCUGCCAGGAUACCGCCCUUUCCUGGACCCCAGCAUCUCCCCGGAGUUCCUGGCUGCCUCUGAGCAGUUCUUCUCCACCAUGGUGCCCCCUGGCGUCUACAUGAGAAAUGCCAGCUGCCACUUCCAGGGGGUCAUCAAUAGGAACUCAAGUGUCCCCAGAGCUCUCCGGGUCUGCAACAGCUACUGGAGCCGAGAGCACCCCAACCUACAAAGAGCUGAAGAUGUGGAUGCACUACUGCUGGGCAUGGCCUCCCAGAUCGCUGAGCGAGAGGACCAUGUGGUGGUGGAAGACAUGCGAGAUUUCUGGCCUGGGCCACUGAAGUUUUCCCGCACAGACCACCUGGCCAGUUGCCUGCUCCGGGGCCGGGAUCUGGGCCUGCCCUCUUACACCAAGGCCAGGGCAACCCUGGGCCUGCCUCCAGUUACCAGAUGGCAGGACAUCAACCCAGCCCUCUCCCCGAGUGAUAGCACUGUGCUGGAGGCCACGGCGGCCCUGUACAACCAGGACCUGUCCCGGCUGGAGCUACUCCCUGGGGGGCUCCUGGAGAGCCACGGGGACCCUGGACCCCUCUUCAGCACCAUCGUCCUUGAUCAGUUUGUGCGUCUGCGGGAUGGCGACCGCUACUGGUUUGAGAACAGCAAGAAUGGGCUGUUCUCUGAAAAAGAGAUUGCAGAGAUCAGAAACACUUCCCUACGGGAUGUCUUAGUAGCUGUCACCAAGGUGGACCCUGGGGCCCUGCAGCCCAAUGUCUUCUUCUGGCAUGCUGGAGACCCCUGCCCACAGCCAGGACAGCUCAGCACCGAAGGCCUGCCAGCCUGUGCUCCCCCCAUCAUGCGGGACUAUUUUGAAGGCAGUGGAUUUGGCUUCGGGGUCACCAUCGGGACUCUGUGCUGCUUCCCCUUGGUGAGCCUGCUCGGUGCCUGGAUCGUUGCCCAGCUCCGGAGGAGAAAUUUAAAGAGGCUUCAGGGCCAAGACCGCCAGAGCAUCAUGUGUGAGAAGCUCGUGGGGGGCAUAAAAGCAAUGGAAUGGCAGGGCCACAAGGAGCCCUGCCGGCCUGUGCUGAUCCACCUGCAGCCCGGGCAGAUCCACGUGGUGGACGGCAGGCUCUCCAUGCUCCGCACCGUCCAGCUGCGGCCCCCACAGCAGGUCAACCUCAUCCUGUCCAGCAACCACGGACGCCGUGCCCUGCUGCUCAAGAUCCCCAAGGAGUAUGACCUGGUGCUGCUGUUUGACCUGGAGGAAGAGCGGCAGGUGAUGGUGGAGAGCCUGCGGGGCGCUCUGAAGGAGAGCGGGCUGAGCUUCCAGGAGUGGGAGCUGCGAGAGCAGGAGUUGAUGAGGGCCGCAGUGACACGGGAGCAGCGGAGCCACCUCCUGGAGACCUUUUUCAGGCACCUUUUCUCCCAGGUGCUGGACAUCGACCAGGCAGAUGCAGGUACCCUGCCCCUGGACUCAUCGCAGAAGGUACGGGAGGCCCUGACGUGUGAGCUGAGCCGGGCUGAGUUCGCCGAGUCCCUGGGCCUCAAGCCCCAGGACAUGUUUGUGGAGUCCAUGUUUUCCCUGGCCGACAAAGACGGCAAUGGCUACCUGUCCUUCCGGGAGUUCCUCGACAUCCUGGUGGUCUUCAUGAAAGGCUCCCCCGAGGAGAAGUCUCGCCUUAUGUUCCGCAUGUAUGACUUUGAUGGGAAUGGCCUCAUUUCCAAGGACGAGUUCAUCAGAAUGCUGAGGUCCUUCAUUGAGAUCUCCAACAACUGCCUGACCAAGACCCAACUGACCGAGGUGGUGGAGUCCAUGUUCCGGGAGUCAGGCUUCCAGGACAAGCAGGAGCUGACGUGGGAGGACUUCCACUUCAUGCUGCGGGACCACGACAGCGAGCUCCGCUUCACACAGCUGUGUGUCAAAGGGGUGGAGGUACCUGAAGUCAUCAAGGACCUCUGCCGGCGAGCCUCCUACAUCAGCCAGGAGAAGCUCUGUCCCUCUCCCAGAGUGAGUGCUCGCUGUCCCCGAAAGGACACUGACAUCGGGAUGGAGCUGACACCACGGAGACUGCAGUGCCCCAACGACACAGACCCUCCCCAGGAGAUUCGCCGGAGGUUUGGCAAGAAGGUGACAUCGUUCCAGCCCCUGCUGUUCACCGAGGCUCACCGAGAGAAGUUUCAACGUAGCCGUCGUCACCAGACGGUGCAGCAGUUCAAGCGCUUCGUUGAGAACUACCGGCGCCACAUAGGCUGUCUGGCGGUGUUCUACGCGAUUGCAGGGGGCCUCUUCCUGGAGAGAGCCUACUACUACGCCUUCGCGGCUCACCACAAGGGCAUCACGGACAUCACCCGUGUGGGCAUCAUCCUGUCGCGCGGCACAGCGGCGAGCAUCUCCUUCAUGUUCUCCUACAUCCUGCUCACCAUGUGCCGCAACCUCAUCACCUUCCUGCGAGAGACCUUCCUCAACCGCUACGUGCCCUUCGACGCCGCCGUGGACUUCCAUCGCCUCAUUGCCUCUACUGCCAUCGUCCUCACAGUCUUACACAGUGCAGGCCACGUGGUGAACGUGUACCUCUUCUCCAUCAGCCCGCUCAGCGUCCUCUCCUGCCUCUUUCCGGGCCUCUUCCAUGACAAUGGAUCCGAGUUCCCCCAGAAGUAUUACUGGUGGUUCUUCCAGACUGUGCCAGGUCUCACGGGAGUCAUGCUGCUCCUGAUUCUCUCCAUCAUGUACAUCUUCGCCUCCCACCACUUCCGGCGCUGUAGCUUCCGGGGCUUCUGGCUGACCCAUCACCUCUAUAUCCUGCUCUACGUUCUGCUCAUCAUCCAUGGCAGCUUCGCCCUGAUCCAGCUACCCCGUUUCCACAUCUUCUUCCUGGUCCCAGCACUUAUCUAUGUGGGGGACAAGCUGGUGAGCCUGAGCCGGAAGAAGGUGGAGAUCAGCGUGGUGAAGGCAGAGCUGCUGCCUUCAGGAGUGACCCACCUGGAGUUCCAGCGGCCCCAAGGCUUUGAGUACAAGUCAGGACAGUGGGUGCGGAUCGCCUGCCUGGCUCUGGGGACCACCGAGUACCACCCCUUCACACUGACGUCAGCGCCCCACGAGGAGACGCUUAGCCUGCACAUCCGGGCAGCGGGGCCCUGGACCACCCAUCUCAGGGAGAUCUACUCACCCCCGACGGGUGACAGCUGUGCCAAAUAUCCAAAGCUGUACCUCGAUGGGCCAUUUGGAGAGGGCCACCAGGAGUGGCAUAAGUUUGAGGUGUCAGUGCUGGUGGGAGGGGGCAUUGGGGUCACCCCCUUUGCCUCCAUCCUCAAAGACCUGGUCUUCAAGUCAUCAGUCAGCUGCCAAGUGUUCUGUAAGAAGAUCUACUUCAUCUGGGUGACUCGGACCCAACGGCAGUUUGAAUGGCUGGCUGAUAUCAUCCGAGAGGUGGAGGAGAAUGACCGCCAGGACCUGGUGUCCGUGCACAUCUACAUCACCCAGCUGGCUGAGAAAUUCGACCUCAGGACCACCAUGCUGUACAUCUGUGAGCGGCACUUCCAGAAGGUGCUGAACCGGAGUCUGUUCACAGGCUUGCGCUCCAUCACCCACUUUGGCCGCCCCCCCUUCGAGGCAUUCUUCAACUCUCUGCAGAAGGUCCAUCCACAGGUCCGGAAGAUUGGGGUGUUCAGCUGCGGCCCCCCUGGCAUGACCAAGAAUGUAGAAAAGGCUUGUCAGCUCAUCAACAGGCAGGAUGGAACUCAUUUCUCCCACCAUUAUGAGAACUUCUAGGCUUCCUGCUCAGGGGCUCUGCCCACUGUCUAGAUGAGCAGAGGUUUGGCCUGACACCUCACCUCUAGAUUUCCUGUUUCUGGCUUCCUCAGCCAUCUCCCCAUUUUUACCUCCCAACCUUGGUCCAGGUGGCCAUGGUCAGUCACCCCAUGUGGGUUCAGGGACUCCCAGGCCCAGAAUGUCUCAGCCUAGGGAAAUGCAAGGCACUGUGUAACGACUAAAAGUUGGGAGCUAGGAGAUCUAUUAUUGUUUUGCAGCAAAGUGACACCUCUUCUUCCAAAAUAAGGGAAAAAAUCAAAAGGCUGGAGCAGACAAAUUGUGUGUGUGUGCAGGGGCUGUGAGCUUAGGGAUUAAGUGGGAGCACAGAUAGAUUCUGGCAUCCUAAAACCCCUCCCCACUCCUCAAAUCUCCUCUCCUUUGAGCUCUCCACUGUCAAAAGGGCUGGCAAAUGCCUUAGAGAUGGUAGAGCCACAGAGAGCAAUUUACAGGAACCCCCCCCCCAGAGGACCCCAUUCCAACAGUACAAUUGAUCGUUUCCCCAAGUUUUUAAACAUGUACUGUCGUCAGAACCUGGCCCAACAUGUUUGGGUGCUCCUCCACUCUCCUCCCCUCUUCCUGUUCUAAUAGUCUCUUUUAUAAAUAAACCACUUUUCUGCCCUAA